UUUAAUUCUUUUCUCUUUGGUUUCCGCUUUUUUCUUGUUCUUUAAACGAAUUGAUUAAUUUGUUUUCUCUAAUUACUUAGUUACUUAUUAUUGUUUAUAUGAUUUGUUGAUUUCUUUUUUCGUGUGUUUAGUUUGAUGAUCAGUGGAAAUGUUCCCAAUCAGCCAUAAGACAGUAAUCGUUUUGGACAAUAGUUAUCGCUUCUUGUCCACCUCAUGUGGUCAACCCAUUGAUUAUGAUGUUUGCCUUAAGAUGAAAGGAGGAGCUCCUCCAGGUAUAAUUCCGUUAGCACCUUUAUCUAAAUCUUUGUGGACCUGUUCAGUUGAAGCUAUUCAAGAAUAUUCUCGUAUUGUUUAUGAUGUUUUCCCUGGAAGCGAGAGACUUUUAUCUCUUGUAACCUGUGAUGAGGUUGGAUUUAAGAUUGUCAUGGGUUGGAAUAGUGAACAUCAAAAUAUAGCUCAUCUGAAUUCUUGUUUUGCUCGUAGUAGCUUUCACACCAGACCUUCAAGCUCAUUUUCCCGUGGAUCUGAACCUAUUUGGACUGAAGAUUCAACCCUAAGUAAUGGCGUUAAAGCUGCUAUUGAAGCUCUUGGUACACCAACAGUAACUCAAACCCAAAUACGUGGUAAAAACCCUCGAGAAGCAAAUUCUGGACGUGUAAUGUUAAUUGCCUGUUUUAAAAAUGAGAAUCAAUUGAAAUAUGUCUCUGAUUUUAUGGCAGAUUGUCUCAACAGGUAUAAUAAAGCCAUGAGAGAGAAAGAUGAUCCAAAUCGUUUACCAAUAAAUGAAUGUCAUCUUACCAUUGUCAAUAUCUAUCCCGUUGGUGAUCUUAGUCCAUCAAGUCAAAUCAGAGAAAUUGCCAAUUUCUAUCCAUCACCUAUUCUAUCAUGUGAAAUACAUUCAUCUCGAGGAGGAACAAUGUUUGCACUCAAAUUACUCUCUUUGGUUCAAAGUCACUAUCAUUUGGCAUCAACAACAGUUACUGGUAUUCCUAUGAAGGAGGAACAGAACGCCAGUUCUUCAGCUAAUUAUGAUGUUGAAAUUGUUCAUCCAGCUGAUGCUCAUGUUAAUUUACCCAAAAUUGCAACCGGAGCCGGAGGUGGAGAUGGAUCUUGUCAUCGAAUUCCAAAAGAAGAUGCCAACUAUGAAACGAUACCAUUGAAAUGGUGCACACCAAGAACGACAUCAGUUGAACUUCAUCACUGUAGUAGUGCUUACAGAAUUUCUCCUGUUGAUGUUAAUAGUAGGCCUUCUUCUUGUUUAACAAAUUUUCUUCUAAGUGGACGAACAGUGAUGCUCGAGAUGACCAAACUAAAAGGGUCCAAAGUUAUGUCUCACAUGUUAUCAAGUCAUAACGGGGAACUUUAUAUUCACACAUUGUAUACUGGUCGAUCAUUAUUGGAAGAUCCACCAUCAAUUAGUGAAGGAAUUGGUGGUAGAAUAACAGAUUAUCGUAUAAAUGAUUUUGGUGAACUAAUGAAACGAAUUAAAUUAUCUCCAAUUAAACCAUCAAUGAUUUCAUCUGAGAAAACUGUUUCUCCAAUUGACAAAGCCAUGGGAUAUUUAACUCGACAAACAUUAUAUUGGCCAAUUGUUCUUGGUCAUUCAAUUAUGUUCAAUCUUCAACUCCACAUUGCACCGUUAAUUAAUUUAAUACCCAAAGAUCAGUUGACCGUGGAAGAUGUUAAUGAGUGUAAAAAUGCAAUCUAUCAAAUAGUAAAAAUGGAAAGCAAAGGAACAUCUUUGGUAUUACCUUGUGUAAGUGCUCGAGGAAAAGGACCGAAAAAAGAGGAAUUGUACAAAUUACUUUGGAGGGAAUUAGAUCAUUACAUUGAAAUUUACGCAUCUACACCUCAACACAAAACAAUCCUUUCAACUCUUCGUGAUCUCCAUGUAACAUCAUCUAACUCUGAUCCAAAUCAAUCAGUUAAAUCUGAGCCAAUGUCACCUAAUCGUGCUACUAGUCCAUCUAGUGGAGAUAAACCAAUAAACAAUUCUGUCAUCAUUCCGCCUCUUCAACAACAAUCAACUCUAUCAUCAAUGCCAACCUUCAAUGUUUCCGGACUUAAAGAUGAAUCUACAAUGGCCUGGAAAGAAUUGGAUGCCUACAAUAAUAUGAGCGAACGAGAAAAACGAGAAUUAGACGAGAAAAGUAAACCACCAGCAAAACGAAUGCGAAUCCCUGAUAUUCAAAGUCCAUCAGAUUCAAAUUCAUCAGCAUCAAUGGUCGAAAAUCGGACCAAUGGUUCAUCAUCAACCGUAGAGAGCAAAAUAUCAAAUGGAUCAACAUCGAACCAAAAUUUACUCUCUAUUUGGGUUAAUCAACUAAAUUCUAAAUCUCGUAAAAGACAAGAUCUUGAUGGUAGAUCAUUUAAAAUUGCUCCUCUCUAUGUUAAUCUAAAUCAUCCGAUUGAAUAAUCAACACACAAAUCAUUUGAUCAUCUGAAUCUACUCUAGUUUAUUUAAAUCAUCUUUUUUUUUGUCAACAACUUGUAUAUCAAAAGAUAAACAUAAUUUUUCAUGUUAACUCUGUCAUAACAUUAAAAUGAGAAAAACACAAUCAAA
This is a messenger RNA of Panonychus citri (citrus red mite), 2563 nucleotides long. RefSeq names its product integrator complex subunit 13-like (gene asun). Gene Ontology annotation, cellular component: integrator complex. The transcript has a single exon. Lineage: Eukaryota; Metazoa; Arthropoda; Arachnida; Trombidiformes; Tetranychidae. Bases 149 to 2416 code for a protein of 755 amino acids. Gene Ontology annotation, biological process: centrosome localization; regulation of mitotic cell cycle. The record is from RefSeq and is a predicted model, not a curated record.